Messenger RNA from Xiphophorus maculatus (southern platyfish), 1156 nucleotides. RefSeq names its product scavenger receptor cysteine-rich type 1 protein M130-like. The annotation marks the transcript as partial. Lineage: Eukaryota; Metazoa; Chordata; Actinopteri; Cyprinodontiformes; Poeciliidae. The transcript is spliced from 5 exons. Gene Ontology annotation, cellular component: membrane. The record is from RefSeq and is a predicted model, not a curated record.
UAGGAAGGAGGCGUUGUCUCUGAAAGCAGCCAAAGACCUGAACUGUGACGUUCAGGAAGUAGCAGAUAAAAAAGCUUAAAGUAGGAAGUGUUCAGAGUUUGGAGCCACAUCCUGAUCACAUCAAGAGACGAAGCUUCACUCCACAUCCAGAGGAAACAUGGACCAAACAGCUCUGAUGCUGCUUCUGUGUCUCUGCAGCUCAGCGCUGUCUGAUGAACUCAGACUGGUAGCAGGAAGGAGGCGCUGUGUUGGCAGACUGGAGAAGAAGAAUCUGGGAGACUGGGAACCAGUGACUGAUUGGAACUGGAACUUUACAUCAGCAGCUGGAGCUUGCAGACAGCUCCACUGUGGAUCUGUGGUGUCGUUACAAAGAGAUGAGGACUACAAUCUAGAGAUCAUCUGUUCAGACUCAGUCAGGCUGGUUCAAGGGACCAACCGGUGCUCAGGCAGACUGGAGGUGAAGACCAACCAGUCGUGGUCCUCAGUGUGUGAAAAAGACUUUGACCUGCAGGAUGCAGAGGUGGUCUGCAGGGAGAUUAGCUGUGGGCCUCCUUCAGUCCACCAGGGGUCGCUCUAUGGAGAAGCAGAGGCUCCAGUGGGGAGCAGAGAGUUCCUGUGUGAAGGCAGUGAGUCUGCUCUGCUGAACUGCAGCAGCAGGAAGAGUUCAGGUAGAAACAGCUGCUCACCUGGUCAAGCUGUUGGACUCACCUGUUCAGACAACAUCAGGUUGGUGGGAGAGGCCAGCCGAUGUGCCGGGAAACUGGAGAUGAUACAUCAUGAAGAGUGGAGACCAGUGGCUGUUUGGUCUCAUUACUGGGACAUGAACUCAGCUGCUGCAGUUUGUGCUAAACUGGACUGUGGUUCUGCUGUUUCAGCAAGAAAUUCAAAGGAAGCUUCAGAGAGACCAGUUUGGAGGAUCUGGUCUGACUGUUUAGACUCAGGAUCUACAUUAAAGAACUGUUUACCUGAUGAUGAAAACAAUGAUCAGAGCUAUGAGUUCAUCUGCUCAGACUCAGUCAGGCUGGUUCAAGGGAAGAACCGGUGCUCAGGCAGACUGGAGGUGAAGACCAACCAGUCGUGGUCCUCAGUGUGUGAAAAAGACUUUGACCUGCAGAAUGCAGAGGUGGUCUGCAGGGAGAUUAGCUGUGGGCCUCCU